UUGCUCAGGUGAGAGGCUUUCCUGGUAGGGGGGGGGGUGCUCAGAGUUCAUUGCCUGCAGAAUAAGUCUCUCAGUCAAAGUCAGUUAAACUGAAGCGGGUCAGACAUGAAAAAAUCGCAAAGUUUGUCAUUUGAAAGCUCUCUCCCCCCGCUGGACGAUGAUGUGGACUCAUGCUCCGACGAGCUGUUGGGCUCCCAGUCCCGCCGGUGGUUGGCGGACCUGCUGGCCGGGAACGUGUCGGCGGGGAGCGGGGACGUAGUCACGGCGGGCCAGGACGGGCUCUUCGUGGACUACCAGUUCCCCGUGGGAGAACUGGAGAUGCAGGCUGGGAUCACGUGGAAGAGACCGAAGGAGCUCUGUCCGUCGCCGCAGUUUAUAGUCAACGGAGCUUCCCGAUUGGACAUCCGUCAAGGAAAACUUGGUGACUGCUGGUUACUUUCUGCAAUAGCUUCUCUGUCGGUCCAUCAGCCUCUGCUCAAGAAGGUUGUACCUUUAAAUCAGAGCUUUGAGGAUGGAUACAACGGGAGCUUCACCUUCAGGUUCUGGCAGUACGGUCAGUGGGAGGAGGUGAAGAUCGACGACUUCCUGCCAACUCAAGGCAACAAUCUGAUCUACCUUAGUUCCCCAGAAAGGAACGAGUUCUGGAGCUCGCUGCUGGAGAAGGCCUACGCCAAGCUAAAAGGAGGCUACAGAGCCCUGGAUAUGGGCUUCCCUCAUGAGGCCAUGGUAGACAUGACGGGUGGGGUGGCGGAGGUUUUGAACAUUGCCUCUCUACCCAGAAACCUGCCAGACUUACUCAGACACAUGUUAGCCAAAGGAGCACUCAUCAACUGCGCCAACAGCCAGGGUCCUCUGGAGAAGAUGAAUGAACUGGGGAUCAUGUACAGACAUGCCUACUCUCUGACUGCUGUGGAGAAGGUGAAGACUACACAUGGCACCGAAGAUUUGGUGCGAAUCCUCAACCCAUGGGGGAACACAGAGUGGUUGGGUCCGUGGAGUGACCUGAGAGGUCCUGAGUGGAGCACGGUGAGCAUCGAGGAGCAGAGACAACUGGGCAGAGUCAGGCAGGAGGACGGGGAGUUCUGGAUGUCGAUCUCAGACUUCCGUCAGCACUUUGAGGUGAUGGAGGUGUGUCACCUGACCGACACUCUGAGUGGGUCGGGCUCCCACGUGCUGCCCUGGAGCUACGUCAUGCAUCAUGGGAAGUGGGUGCCAUCCAUCACAGCAGGAGGCUCUCCUCAGAGUGGUUUGUUCUGGCAGAACCCACAGUUUUAUUUUGUCCUGUCGGAGGUGGACAGUGAUCCCACCAACACUCAGAAGACCUGCUCUUUUGUUCUGGCUCUGAUGCAGAAAUACCAGAGACGCAAAGGCAUGCACCUCGCUAUUGCCCUGCAUAUAUUCCCGGCCCAUCCUCGCAACACACACCUGUCACGUGAGGACCUGCGUGUUUGCCGCCCAGUCCUCUACACCCAACAGUACUUCUCACGCCGAGAGGUUGUUCUCCGGGGGUCUCUUCCUCCAGGUCCCUACAUCAUCAUUCCUUCCACUGCAGAACCUAAUCAGCAGGGAGCGUUCCUCCUGAGGGUGCUGACAGAGCAGGGCAAUGCUGCCACUCCAGCUCACAAUCCAGUACCUCAAGAUGUCUCUUCAUUAACAGAGCCUUCAUUUCCUCACCAUGCUGCUCUUCCAUCACCUAAAUCCAUCAGAGAGCUGUACAAAAAGCACUGCAACAAGGAAGGAUUUUGCAAACCACAGCGUCUUUACAAUCUUCUGACUGAGGCCAUACAGGGAGGAGUGUUGGCUGGAAGUGAGAAGAACUUGGCUUUGGAGCACUGCAAGAGUCUGGUGGUCCUCAUGGAUAGCCAAGGCAUCGCUCGGCUGGACUGGUCUGAGUUUCAGACUCUGUGGGACAAGAUCAAGAGGUGGACGGACAUUUUCCUGGACUUUGACAAGAACAGGUCUCAGCGCCUUGAAUAUCAAGAAGUCGCCCCGGCUCUGAAGGCAGCAGGAAUCCAGGUGGAUGAUUUAGUGAUGCAGCUGGUUGGACUGAGAUACACAGAAUCCAACAUGACCAUCAGUUAUCCGGGCUUCCUGUACCUGGUGAUGAAGAUGGAGAGCAUGAUCCACAAAUUUCAGGCGUAUGACAUGAUGGGAAUGGGAACGGUGACCAUCAACUUCAGACAGUGGCUCCACAUGACCAUGUACAACUGACCUGAUCCAAGAUCCAAGAUUGGCUCAGCUGGUCUCUUUUAGUUUUCUCUUUAUAUCUUGGUUGGCACAGUCGAUAUCGUUGACCCUCACAGAGAAACUCCAGUUCUCAAAAUGUGAAAGCAGACAUAUGUAGUAGCCAUAAAUCCGGCCUUCUUAUACUGUUUAUUUUUUCCUCUUGUAUGUGAGCCUGUAGUUGAACAGAAGCAUUUACUCGAAUAAAAUAAAUAUAGAGAGAAUUUUUAUUUUUCAUGAUCCUGCAAGGAUGAGUAAAUUUUAAAAGAAAUAGAUUUCAGUUUUCUAUUUUAAGCAGGUGUUUUUUAGAUCAGCUGUGUGCAUGUCAGCAGCUCCUAUCAGGUUGAGGUGCGAUGACAAACAAAGGGCUGAGCCCCUGAAACAUAAAGGAGAACUUUUUCAGUCAUUGCUUUUCUAUUUUAGCAUAAAAAUAUAGAGAACUCAUUUGAAACAAGAAGAAAGCCUGAGUCAUUCAAGAACAGGCACUAAAUACAUCACAUAAAGUUUCAGAUUGUUUUCUUCUGCAGAAUCUGAGAAGUCUCAAAUCUUCUUUUAGCCCCCCUUUUUCUUGCGGAGGUAAGAUUCUCCUCUAGCGAUCAAGGACGAGGGGUCGUCCAGAUAAAUGAUUUCAGUUUUUCUUCUUGAUAACAAGAAUAAAAGGUGCAUCUUACCUCUGCACAUCAGCUGGUAAGGCCAGUGGGAGGUACUGGGAUUGUGCUUUGGACUGGUUCACUAUUCAAUCUUGACAUCUGAAAGCACAAAAGGCUUUGUUGUCAUUUAAAUUCUUGCUUCUUUCACUUAACUCAUACACUUAUUCAUCAUGUAACUCAACCUCCGUCUUGUAUUUCUUUUAACUCGUGGAGCCUUAAAGCUGAGCUGAUUGUAAAGAUGUAUACAAUGUGGUUUUAAAUCUUUGCCUCUUACUAAAUAAAUGUCGGCCCAUUUUUGCUUUAUUAUGUUUGAAUAAAGAAUAUAAAAACAAUGUUGAGAAAGUGUG
Melanotaenia boesemani (Boeseman's rainbowfish) is the source of this 3220-nucleotide messenger RNA. RefSeq lists its product as uncharacterized. Gene Ontology annotation, molecular function: calcium-dependent cysteine-type endopeptidase activity; calcium ion binding. The transcript has 20 exons. Bases 106 to 2211 code for a protein of 701 amino acids. NCBI's taxonomy places the organism in Eukaryota, Metazoa, Chordata, Actinopteri, Atheriniformes, Melanotaeniidae. Gene Ontology annotation, cellular component: cytoplasm. The record is from RefSeq and is a predicted model, not a curated record. Gene Ontology annotation, biological process: proteolysis.